Molecule: messenger RNA, 2364 nt
Organism: Brugia malayi
Lineage: Eukaryota; Metazoa; Nematoda; Chromadorea; Rhabditida; Onchocercidae
Gene: Bma-ptr-9
Exons: 16
Coding region: 1-2364 (787 amino acids)
Biological process (GO): molting cycle, collagen and cuticulin-based cuticle; endocytosis
Cellular component (GO): plasma membrane; cytoplasmic vesicle membrane
Source: RefSeq, a predicted model, not a curated record
AUGGAAAGUUAUAUUCGAGAAGUCGGGGCAUUUUUGGGCGACUCUAUCGCACAACGUCCAUUGCAUUUUGCAAUACUUCCCAUUUGUUCCUUCUGCAUUUUUUUCAUCCCCUUUCUCGAUUCAUUCAGUCAGCUUUUUCGGGAACCAAGCGCAAUCGGUUCAAGCAAACUUUUCGUACCUCAAAACUCAGCAAGUGAACGCAACAAACAUAAAAUCGAGAAAAUAUUUCCGCAUGGAAUAUAUUAUUAUGACCGUACAUUUCUGUCGCCAAAUUUGCGUAUUCUCAAUUUUGAAGUAUUGUCUGGCUCAAUUUACGAACCUCAAUUUGUUGAAUUUUAUCGAAAUGUCCGAAAUAAAUUGGAACUGUUAAGUGUGAAGCAUAAUGACGGCAUGAUAAGUUAUUCCAACCUUUGCUCGAAAGUACCAGAAUAUGAACGACAUUGUUUUCCUGAUUUAUUCUUGUUGUCCUACACAUAUCUAACACUAUCACAACCUGUUCAAUAUCCCAUUUGGCACCUUCCCAUAUACAACACAUCUCAGACUAUUUUCAUGGGCACCACAUAUGGUGGCGUACAUACCGCAAAACAUUCCGGCGUCAUUAUUUCGGCUCGAUGUGUUCGCAUGAUUUUCGAUUUUCCACCACCUUAUCAUAUCACAAAAUUCGAUGAUAUCUGGGACAGUUAUGUGGAGCGUAGUUUGAAAUACCCUUCAAAUAUAAAAAUAACAAAGUGGAGCAGUAGCCAGUAUGAACGGGAUAUGAAAUUGAUAGUAGAACGAACUAGAAGCAUGCGGACUAGUGACAGCUUUUGGUUUUCUCCAUAUCAUUGGUAUACACCUGGUGCAAGUUGCACUACAAUCCCUGUUUUACUUACUGUAGCAAUCGGCAUUGACGAUAUGUUCAUGAUGCUUUCCAUUUGGGAACAUGCCAUUUCUUCAUCAACCAAUGCUGGUAUUGAUCGUUGUGAUCUGAUACGAAUAACCUUCCGAGAAAGUAUAGUAUCGAUGUUGUUGACAACAAUAGACAAUAUACUUGUUUUCACUCUUGGUUCACUUUCGCCUAUUCCAAUCAUUCGGACAUUUUGUAUUUAUAGCGCUGUUUCACUUUUCGUCGUAUUCUUAUUUCAACUCACAUUAUUCGGCUCUCUACUUGCAACAAAAGCUCCAAAUUCUCUUUGCAGUAGUUUAAUUGGUUUCUCAACACAACAAAGCUAUUCAGAAUCGAGUGGAGGAACUCAAUCAUCCAUACAAUCUGAACGUUCCCAAUCGUCACUGCCAUUGUUCUAUGCGACAAUUUUCAAAAACAAGUACUUCCUCACAUUCAUCUGCCUCACCUAUAUUAUCUAUCUAAUUGGUUCAACCAUCAUUCUAAACAGAAAAAUCGAUAUCGGCCUGCAACUUUCCUCACUUUUACCCUUUGAUACAGGCACUUACAAAUAUUUGAGAAUGUAUGAAGAGUACUUUUCCGAAUACAGUACACCACUGGAAAUAGUUUUGCCAGAUGAACUGGAUUAUUUUGAUAGCCAUUUGCAGUGGCGUCUAUUUCGUGCUAUUGCGAUUCUCGAAAAUACUAAUUAUACAAUGAAACCAACUUUCUGGCUUCCAGUAUUUCUAGAUUUUUUGGGGAAUAGAAACAAUACUGAACGAUUUGUCGUCAAUUCAACUUCGUUUCACGGAAACAUGACACGUUUUCUGCAACAUCCGGCAUACAGACAUUUUGCUGGGGAUAUAGUUUUUGAAGGCUUAUUAAUCAGAUAUAGUAGACUUCACAUGCCACUUUUCAAUAUCACUCGUUUGAACAGGAGAAAGGCAAUGCAUUUGAUAAUGGACAAAGUGAAAAUGGCCGAGAAGCAUUACUCAAUACGUUUUCUUACCUAUCAUGUAAUGUAUGAUUUGGCAGAGCAAGAUGAUUUAGUACCACACUUACUCUUCACCAAUGCUCUUUUAGCAGGGAUGGCUUCAAUCUGCACUAUCCUACUGUUAACGCCAUCAAUGAUGAAUUGUAUCCUCAUAACCUGGGCUACAUUUAGCAUCAAUUUCGGUGUAUUGGCAUUGCUGAAUGUUUGUGGAACUCAUUUGGACAUAAUAUCCACCAUUGUUAUACUUUUAAGUAUAGGAGGUACUCUAAGUAUCGUCUGCUGGCCAGUUGUUCAAGCAUCGUUUUCUACGAUAAUUGGUGUGAUAUGUAUAUCGCCUGUUAAAGGUUAUAUCGUCAGGACAUUCACUCAUGGCGUAUUGUUUGUUUGCUGCAUUGGUUUGUAUCACAGUAUUAUGGUAUUACCUGCUUUCCUCUCCAUUAAUACUUAUGGGCCCAAAUUGUUUUUUUUUUUUCGGCAACAUCAAUAUGUUGUUGAAAGUAAAUGCUAA